UGCGUCCUGCCUCGGAACCGGGAGGAGGAAGCAGCAGUUGCCGCCGUCCCCGCCGCCGCAUUGCUACCACUGAGACAAGCCAUGAACCGCGCUUCUCGGCGGCCUCCCGGUGGCCCCACCGACGACCCCCCCAUCUUGGGAGUCUAGCUCGGAGCGCCCUCGCCUCGCCUAGUCUCAUCAGCUCUCCCGCCCGCCCAAGGACCCAAAGAAUCAUGAUUCCGGUAACGGAAUUCAGGCAAUUUUCUGAACAGCAGCCUGCAUUCAGAGUACUCAAACCUUGGUGGGAUGUGUUUACAGAAUAUCUCUCUGUGGUCAUGCUAAUGAUUGGUGUGUUUGGCUGUACGUUACAAGUUAUGCAAGACAAGAUAAUCUGCCUCCCAAAAACCACGCAGCCUUCUCAGAACCACUCAUCCGUCCCUAACACAUCUCACGCCAUCGACACUUCAACGCCACUGCCUCCACCACAGCCAUCUGCCAGCCCUGCCACUGUGGAAAUGAAGGGGCGGAAGACUGACUUGGACCUUCAGCAGUACAGUUUUAUCAACCAGAUAUGUUAUGAGAAGGCCCUCCACUGGUAUGCCAAGUACUUCCCUUACCUCGUCCUCAUCCACACCCUCAUCUUCAUGCUCUGCAGUAACUUUUGGUUCAAGUUCCCUGGCUCCAGUUCGAAGAUAGAACACUUCAUUUCCAUCCUGGGGAAGUGUUUCGACUCUCCUUGGACCACCAGGGCUUUGUCCGAGGUGUCCGGGGAGGAUUCUGAAGAAAAAGACAACAGGAAGAACAACUUACAGAAAGCAACUUAUCCCUCCCAGUCAACUGCCGAUAACAACCUGGUCCAGUCUCAGUCAUUGAAGUCCAUACCUGAGAAGUUUGUGGUCGACAAGGCCUCUGCUGGGGCACUGGAUAAGAAGGAAGGCGAGCAAGCUAAGGCCCUCUUUGAAAAGGUGAAGAAGUUCAGGAUGCAUGUGGAGGAGGGCGACAUUCUCUACAGUAUGUAUGUCCGCCAGACUGUCCUCAAAGUACUCAAAUUCCUGAUCAUCAUUGGUUAUAAUAGCGCCCUGGUUCCCAAAGUUCAGUUUACAGUCAGCUGUGACAUUGACAUUCAGGACAUGACUGGGUAUAAACACUUCUCCUGCAAUCACACCAUGGCACACUUAUUCUCAAAACUUUCCUUUUGCUACUUAUGUUUUGUAAGCAUCUACGGACUAACGUGCCUUUACACUUUAUAUUGGCUGUUCUACCGGUCCCUAAAGGAGUAUUCUUUUGAGUAUGUUAGGCAGGAGACGGGAAUUGAUGAUAUACCAGAUGUGAAAAAUGAUUUUGCUUUUCUGCUACAUAUGAUUGAUCAAUAUGACCCUCUUUACUCUAAGAGAUUUGCCGUGUUCCUAUCUGAAGUCAGCGAAAAUAAAUUGAAACAGUUGAACUUAAAUAAUGAGUGGACAGUUGAUAAACUGAGGCAGAAGCUGCAGGUGAAUGCCCAGAACCGCCUGGAGUUGCCGUUGAUCAUGCUCUCUGGCCUUCCAGACACCGUCUUCGAUAUCACUGAGCUGCAGUCUUUGAAACUUGAAAUCAUCCAGAAUGUCAUGAUCCCAGCCACCAUUGCCCAGCUCAGCAACCUGCAGGAGCUCUCUUUGCACCAAUGCUCUGUCAAAAUCCACAGCGCUGCUUUGAGCUUCCUAAAGGAAAACCUGAAGAUCUUGAGUGUCAAAUUCGACGACUUACGGGAAUUGCCGCCCUGGAUGUACAGCCUCAGGAAUCUGGAGGAGCUCUACUUGUACGGUUCUCUGGGCCACGAUAUCUCUAGGAACAUCACUCUUGAAUCUCUGCGGGAACUUAAAAACCUGAAGGUUCUCUUACUCAAGAGCAACAUCUCCAAAGUCCCUCAAGCGGUGGUUGAUGUUUCCAGCCACCUCCAGAAAAUGUACAUCCAUAACAAUGGUACCAAGCUCGUCAUGCUUAACAACCUGAAGAAGAUGACCAACCUGACAGAGCUGGAGCUGGUCCACUGCGAUCUGGAGCGCAUCCCCCACGCCAUCUUCAGCCUGCUCAGCCUCCAGGAGCUGGACCUGAAGGAAAACAACCUCAAGUCGAUAGAGGAAAUCAUGAGCUUUCAGCAUUUGCGGAAGCUGACGGUUCUUAAACUGUGGCAUAACAGCAUCACCUACAUCCCAGAGCACAUCAAAAAGCUCACCAGCCUGGAGCGCCUGACUUUUAGUUACAAUAAAAUAGAGGUGCUGCCUUCUCACCUCUUUCUAUGCAACAAAAUCAGACACUUAGAUCUGUCUUUCAAUGACAUUCGGUUUAUACCACCGGAAAUAGGAGUGCUGCAGAGUUUACAGUAUUUUUCCAUCACCUCUAACAAAGUGGAGAGCCUCCCCGAUGAACUGUAUUUCUGUAAGAAACUGAAAACUUUGAAGAUUGGGAAAAAUAACUUAUCGGUCCUUUCACCAAAAAUCGGGAACUUACUAUUCCUCACCUCUUUGGAGGUCAAAGGCAAUCAGUUAGAGGUCCUCCCUCCGGAACUGGGUGACUGCCGGGCGCUGAAGCGAUCGGGCUUUAUUGUGGAAGAUGUACUGUUUGAAACGCUGCCUUCUGAUAUUCGGGAGCAAAUGAAAGCAGAAUGACUUAACUUUCUUCAAAGUUUGACUGAAACAUGCUUCUACCAAAUACAUUAUAAAUAACUAGGUAGUCUAAUGCCUUUACUUUUUUUUUCUUUUUUCACACAAAACAAAAUGUACAGACAGAUUUGAAGUAAGGAGUACAUAUAUUUUUAAUAAAAAUUUACUUGUAUUUUUUCAAUGUUAAUAUUUUAAAAUUUUAUUUGUCCUGGAAACUAAUGUCCCCUUAUUAUUCUUUUGUAUUGGCAAAAACAGCUAGUUCCAUCUGCUGGCUUUGUUUUGUUUUGUUUUAAGUUCAUUUUAUUCUCAAGAAAAGGACGAAGUCUGGAAAUGCACCAUGUUGUGGAUUGUUUGUAAUAGAUGAAGGUAUUUUGCUGAGAGCAAAUGUGGGUCCAAGGUCUUUCUGUUGUUUGAUGUACCAAGUGGUCUUGCGAGGGAUGAAGGUCAUUUUCCUCUUACCAUCUGGCUUUUCCAUUGACGGGAUUCAUUGGUUCUCCUUCUUUAAGGAAUUAGAAAGAAUUAAAUUUCAUUAGAAUGAAAGGACCAAAUUCAUUGGUUCUCUUUCUGCUCAGAUGAAACUGAAGUCAAUGAGCACAGUAACAAGAGGCACACAGAUAUAAGGUUGCCAUUAAGUACUCACUGUACUCUGCAACCCCAGACAGUGUUGGUGGGAUCAUGGGAGAGUUGCAAUGGCCUUGGAAUGGUGGAGGAUUGUUAGUGAAAGAAGAGAGCCGCCUUACCUUAUUGGUGUCACGGGGUGAAGAGAGAGUUGAAUGGAUUUGCACUUUUUGAUAAUUAUUUUUAGAAAUCAGAUUUUCAAAUGAAAUUCUCAGUGGUUUGUUUAUCCUUUGAAUCUUGAUACUGCUAUGUAGCACUGGUAAACAACCUUUGACAGACUCGAUUUAUUUUAAUAUUCUAACUGGUAAUGGAAUUAAAAAUCAUGAAAUUAGAAGCCUGCUUUUUCAGUAACUCAAUCAUCUGCAAAAUCUUAAUAUGUGGGUGCAUUCGAUAGGAAAUUUUACCUACUAAAACUAUGCUCAGUAGCCGGUGAACUCUGCUGUUUUUUUCCUUCCUUUUGGGCAGUGUGGCAGUUGUAAUCUAUUUAAGGUUUGCCACUUGCCCCCAAAUAAACAAAAGGCUAUAAAAUAAUCUGUUUAUAUAUUAAUCAAUUUCUCUCCAAGCCUUUCUUUUCUGUGAACAUACUGAUGGCUGCUGGUUGUUCAAGCACAAGGUUGUUAAACCUCUCUGCUAUGCUUGACUUAAAAGUAGGGUCUCAUCCUAAAUGAUUCAGUUAUGUUUUUUCUUUUAAGUGUGAACAAAAUUGUUAAGUGGUUUUCACUUAGCAGGUUUUCCUUGAUAGUCAAUAUUGGCCCUAUCUACUCUUGCACUUAGCAAUGCAGAAAUAUUUGGAUCUCUGCACGAAAAGUGUCCAUGGACUCUUAAGCUUUGAGACAAGAAGAUACAAAAAUGAUGUUUGCAUAUAUUGGGAUUGAUCAUAAGACCUUUGUCAUAGUACCAAAUUUUCAUUGCACUGAGCACCUCCUAGUUCAAUGGAGCUUCUCUGACUUACAGCGAAGUCAGAGUGAUGGAAGGCCUCAAAAGCCUUGCUUUAAAAAUGAAUUGUUCAACAAAGAAUUCAGUGGCUUAAUGUUAAUCUGCUGCAGACUGCAUCGAUAGGAACUGUUCAACAUGCAUUUGUAUCUCACUGCUUCCACUUUCCAGUAGGCUGCCAUAUUGAAGAAACACUUCGCAUUAUUCUAGUCACCUAAUGAUAUAACCAAAGUGAUGUUACAGGGCCUGCUGAACAUUCUGUGUUUCCAAGUGCCAACUGGCCAACUCACUCAUGUGAGACUGGGAAUGAGGGUUAAAAACCCUGUGUGUUUGAAGUGCUCUUGUGGUUACAUUUGCUCCCCAAUUAACCAUUCGUUUCCAGAAUGUUGUUGUGGUCCCUGUCGACACUGGUUGUGAAGAUGAUGUGUUCUAUUUAGAAAUGUGGUGUACUCUAAUUUGAAUAUUUUUAAACUUUCCGAAAAGAUUUUUUUUUUGCCACCAGGAAGAACAAAUGAACCGUAUUCCAGAAGUCUGGACCCCAGGGGAACCCGGGAAGGGGGUGCUGUAUUUUUCUGAAUUCUAGGCAUAGGUUUGCUUUUACACGCAGCCCUUAAAGAAAAAAAAGUGCCAUCGAGAUUAAAAGCUUAUUUAAGCAACUAUUCAGCUUUCUAAGUCUAUAAGCAUUUAUUAAGCACUUGCUUUGUGCGUGAGGCAUUUCCAUCACUUAUGCCAAUGUUGGCAGAAUUGCAAGGCCAAAUCAGCCUAGCUUAUUUUUUAUUUGUAAUAGAGCUAUUCCGAGCUUCCUUAUCUGCCAAAAUGAGGCUGAUAAUAAUAAUAAUGAUAAUCUUUAAACUAGUUUUAAAAAUGAAACAGCACGAAACCUUUCAGCUUUGGCUUAAAAAGUAAAUGUAUAGACAUUUCUCUGGGGACAGGGGAAAGGGGCCUGCCCCACCCGAGGACAUACAAUGCACAGACUUAGGUAUUUCCUGGUUUUCUCUUUUUUAGCUUUCUAAUUUCCCAGUUCACAUUUGUUGAAAAAAAAAAAGUUUGGCCUUUAUUAAAGAAAACUCAGGUAAAUAAGUAGCUUGGCUUUCCUAAGGCCAUUUUAGUCAUCUGUGGGGUCUGUUUAUGUCCCCAUUUUCAGCAUUUUAGAAGUGCUCUUGAUAGAAGUGUUUCCCCUCAAUAGGACCUAUAGGAGGCUACCUAUGUAAAUAUACAGGCACCCCAUGUUUUCAGCUGUUUAAAGCUUGAUACUCACAAUGGUGAACCGUUUUUGUUAUGUAGAGUAACUCUCCAAGAGCAGACAUCCCUUUCAUUGAUGAACUGAUUGAGACAGCACAUACACUGCAUUUCCAAGUGAAGCCUGUCUAUGAAUUAGCUCGCCAGUGGCUCUGCAAAUGUUUGAUGUUCUUGACCCCAUGACCUCUGACUGCAAGAUUUGGGGGGAUCAUUAGUAAAGCUCUUGGAUCACACGAACACAAUUUCCCCCCCUGCCAUUUGCGGCAUGGUUUCUAGCCCAUUAAAUCACCUAUGGUGCUAAUCUAGACUGGUCUUCACAAUCUGUGCUGUUGUACACUCAUCACAAAGAAAAAAAAAUGUUAUUGUAAAUAUCUCGUCGUCUAAUUCCUUGAUAGGAAGUGGGGUUCAGUGGAAAGAACCCUGGCUGUGUACUCAUUCAAAUGAUGCCUCUGAUAUUUAAUACCUGAACAGCCUGGGAGAAAUCAUUUCACCUCCCCAGUUCUCAGUAUCAUUGUCUGGAAAACGAGGGGAUUAGACUAGAUGUCCUCAGAGGUCAUGACCUUCCAGUUCUAGAUCUCCGAAUUAUGAGCAUAGUAGACCAGCCUUGGGGAAUCGAAGACCUGGGUUCAAGUCCUUCCUCUGAUAACACCCUAGCUUGGCAGCUACAGGCAAGCCACCUUAACAUCUCAGUGCCUCCAGGAGACUCUUAAUAUGAUAUGAUAAGAUGAGUUGUCAACAGGCAUCUGGGGGGGGGGGAUGUCUCCACACUGAGAGAGUCUGACCAGAAAGACUCCAAAAAGUGACCUUUCUUUUGUACCUCUUGGGUCAGGGCCCCAGCUAACCUGAGGAAGGGGUAUAAAAUAUCCCAGAAGGCCUAGAGCAGAAAAGAGAUGCUUGCAGAGGGACAUCAUAGUUGCCUUCAGGGCUGUCAUGCAAGAGAGAUUAGACUGAUUCUACCUGGCCCCAAAAGACAGGAUUAAGAACAACGGGUAGGAGCUGCUUAGGGACAGAUUUAGGUUUUGUGUAAGUAAGGAAAAAACUUUCCCACAAUCAGCUCUCCAAAAAUGUAAUGGGUCACCUCAAUAGGUAGUGAAUGAAUGGACUCUUCCUCUUUGGAGAUCUUCCGGGAGACGCUGGAAGACCACUUGUUGGCCAUGGUGUCAAGGGGAUUCUUGUUCAUGGAUUAGCUGGCCUCUUGGAUUCCUUCCAGCAACAAGAGUCUGCAACUGAGUCUGUGGAUUGCUUGGGAUGAGGCAAAUAGAGAAAGACCACUUGGCCCUUGUCUUACUCCUAGGAUUUGUCAUUAUUGCUAAUAUGAAAGAACCAGAAAUAGAUUGGCUGAUUUAUGGAUGUCCUUUUAGCAACAUUUUCUGCCACUCCCUAAAAAAGUGCACAAAAUGGGUAUUACUAUACUUCAUUUGCCAAAAAUUAUGGUAAGAAAAUAUAGGCUUUUAUAUAGCUUCCUUCCAUGGAAAUGAUUUCUCCUAAACACAUCUCUGUAUUCAUCACCUAUCAAGCACUCAUUCAAUUCAAUGACCACUUAUUAAUAAGCAUUACAUAUUAGACACUGUACAAGGCAAAAAACGAGAUAAGAAUGAAGUAUUCCCUGACCUCAAGGAGCUUACAUUCUAACUGAAAUGAAGUGACCAGUCAACAUCUACUGAUACGAACCAUCUACAAACCAUACAUCAUUACAAAGAAUUUUACCAAUACUCCGGAGUAGUCAAUAGAGCAUAUAUUUCACCAUAAAUGCAUGCUUUUUGAAGCCCCAUUUAAAGUUCAUAGUAAAUCUGAAAUGUUAUUCCCCAUCAGUGAUCCUAUUAAUGGUAAAAUUUGGCCUCUCAAAUUAACAUUUCAUAAUGGGAUUGCCAAAUUGGCAUCACAAGGUAAUUAAAUGGCUAGCUAGGUGGUUGUGUCUUGGAAGACCUAGUGUCCCUAAAUCCUUGGUACUGGGAAUUACUUUGUACUGAGAGAAACUAGGGAAGAACUGUUGAGCAACCUUAGACUGGAUCUCCUUUUGGUUGUUCAGGAUGGAUAAACCUCACUGGUAGAAGGUGAGUACCUCUUUAGAUUGUGAGCUCCUUGAGGGCACGGGCUGUCUUUUGCAUCUUUGUAUCUCCAGCACAUAGCACAGUGCCUGAGACAGAGUAGGUGCUUAAUAAAUAUUAAGUGACUGACUGGAAACCUAAGCAUACCAUAUCUGCCCAGCACCAUCAUCCCUUUCCCUAGUAGUCCCUAGGUACCAAGUGUCCACUGGUCCUUGGACUUCCCAGCAAAGUUCAGAUGACACUGCUUGGCAGUAUAAAAAAUAAACAUUUUUAAGAAGGCUUUUUAUGUCAAGUCUGUGUAAAAGAAUAAAAGAGAAUGGAGAUGGUGUGGUCUUGGUUUUAUGUGAUUGGCAGCUAUUUAAUAAGUAAUGUCCUAUGAAUUCACCUGCUUCCUCUGUAUCCAUCUUCUCCCACCCAGUCUCUCCUUUAAGGGGAUAUUUUUGUUGUUGAAGUGCUACAUCUUGAGAGCUCAGUCCUUUGCAUUCUCCAGACAUCAGUGUGUGUGCUCAUAUUGUCAGAUCCUAAAAAGAUCUCCAAGACUGUCAAGAAAAGUUGGAAAGUUGACAUAAUGGAGAAUCAUCUUAAACCGACGGCAAAAAGUGUCUUAAUAUCAUUGGCCGUGUUGUAUUAUAUUGUAGUACAGUUCCAACAAUCUUAAGUGAAAUAAAACUUUUUUCUAAUUUAAAA
Molecule: messenger RNA, 8143 nt
Organism: Phascolarctos cinereus (koala)
Lineage: Eukaryota; Metazoa; Chordata; Mammalia; Diprotodontia; Phascolarctidae
Gene: LRRC8C
Product: leucine rich repeat containing 8 VRAC subunit C
Cellular component (GO): cytoplasm
Molecular function (GO): protein binding
Source: RefSeq, a predicted model, not a curated record